Misgurnus anguillicaudatus (oriental weatherfish) is the source of this 9484-nucleotide messenger RNA. The record is from RefSeq and is a predicted model, not a curated record. NCBI's taxonomy places the organism in Eukaryota, Metazoa, Chordata, Actinopteri, Cypriniformes, Cobitidae.
UUAGCAGUGCGAUUGCUACCAGUUUUGUGUUUCGGUUACAUUACAGGGCUCCAGACUGCCACCAAAUGCCACCAAAAAUUUGAGAGUGUGCCACUGAAUUUGCACAGUUGCACAUGUGCGACCAGUAAAUUUGACCUUUUUUGUGAUGUGACACUGAAUUUGAAACAGCACAUUGUACUUUCUGCAUCUAUCAUCAAAUUAUUUAUUAGUAAUACAGUGGAAAUUUGUAGAAAUGUGGUUAUUUGGGUAGCAUGUUGUAUUUACAGUGUGUGCCCCUAAAUUUUUUGGUUGCGCCCCUAAAAUUUUCAGUUGGGGGCCACUGUGCUCCUAAUGAAAAAAGUUAGUCUGGAGCCCUGCAUAAUGUAAUGGCGGGUCUAAAAAUGUGGCUUUAGAAGACGUUUGUUGGGGAUUUUAAAUAGUCAAUAUAACACAACGGCUCGGAUGUCAUUAAGAGUUUUUCAGGGUUAUGUUUUUAUAUGUUUACCUUGAUUUGAGCCUUUUGGCUUUAAAAUUAAAGGAUCGGCAAAGCCAACUGGCUUCAAGCUACAGAGUAUCAUUGUGAGACUGAUCCUGAAAUAACUUCAUAAAUGAAUAGAUAUAGCAAUACAUUAACAUCUGGCACAUAAUUUUAAUUGUUUGCUUUAUGGUGCCCCGCUACUUUGAUUUUCUUAAAGUGCCAUGGACUAAUGAGAAAUGUGUAAUCUGUUUAAUAUGUUCAGAAGUGUGUGCCAAUGCAUUAUCUUUUGAUAAGAUAAAUACAGGAAACUAUAUGUUUGAGUUGUUAGAGUGAGAUAAUUGUGCAAUAUAUAACCUUAACGUCUUUGGCUUUGUUCAUCUGGGUACAUGUGUGGUAUUUAUUUUAUGUUUUGUUGUUUCUCAGCUGUUAAAAGUGUUAAAAUAAUGUUCACACUGCAAAAAUUACUUUCUUACUUCGUAUUUUUGUCUUGUUUUCAGUAAAAAUAUCUAAAAACUCUUAAAUUAAGAUGUAUUUUCUUGAUGAGCAAAAUAAUCAAGCAAAAUUUAUUUUGUAACAAAAAAUAUAAAAAUUAAAGUAUAUUAGUGCUUAAAACAAGCAAAAAAAUCUGCCAAUGGAAUAAGAAAAAGUUAACUUUUUUCAUGAACACUUAAUUAAAGAAAAUGUUUCUUAUUCCAUUGGCAGAUUUUUUUGCUGGUUUUAAGCACAAAACGAAACUUUUCCAUUUUGCUCAUCAAGAAAAUACAUCUUAAUUUAAGAAUUUUUAGAUUAUUAUUUUUUUAUUUUUACUGAAAACAAGACAAAAAUACUAACAAAGUCAUUUUUUGCAGUGUUACCUUCACAAAAGAUCAUCUGUGCUUACUGUCAGAUUUUCUUUUCAACCCUGCAGUGGAUUUAUCUAUUUAUCUCUUGAAUUGUGGCAUUGAAUGACUGACGAUCUAAUCAAACACUUCGUAUUGUUUAAAGGGUUUGCCACAACUAUUUGUUAAAAUUAAAUUAAAAAUAAGUGCUUUCAUAUUGCAGUGUUUUUGUUAAUAAAUUGAAAUGGAGGUUUUGUUUGAAAUGUUAUGUGUAUUUUGAUUGUUACAUACAUAACACUCAUGACAUGCAUGCUUAGCUUACAUAUUAGACAUAUUACACAUGGCUUUGCCAUUCAAUAUUAUACCACGUGGCCAUUUCGGAUAUUAAUGUACUUGUUAAUUAUUAAUUAUACACAAUUAUUUGUAAAUAAAAAACACUCCUACCAAUGCAUAUAUUAAUAUAAAAUCUGGAAUUUAUAAUUAUUUUGUUUUUUUAACCUAAUAAUAAAUAUAUGUACAGGAUGGAGCAAUCCAAGAGGUAAGACAUUAACUUAAACAGGUGAGUGAUUGAAAGAUUUUUCCGUGUGUGUGUGCGUGUGUCUUUGGUGCGAUAACAUUAUUCAGACUUUGAUCUUAGGGAAGUUGGAGUUGAAGUCAAAGAAUUUCUCAGUCCCUCUCAGUGUUUUGUUGGUUAUAACACAGAGCUACAGUCACGAGAUUACCUGAACCAAGCAGAGCAUUGCUACCAUAGAAAGGGCUGACUAUAAUGUCAGCAUACAGCUCAGUGUUUGGUGUGGUGGUGGUGUUGCUCCUCCACCUCUCUGCGACACACUCCUUCCCCACCUCCCUGCAGGUCUGUCCUGUUCCAUGCCUGUGCCAGCGAGGUCCUCUCCUCAACUGCUCCUCUUUGGGCCUGACCAAGACUCCCGUACGCAUUCCAGCAACUGCGAUUUCCUUGAACUUAUCCCAUAAUGCACUGCAUUCUCUAGCACCUCUCAGUUCUGGUCGUGUGAUAUUGAAGGGACUCCUGCACCUUUGGGUGGGAAGUAAUUCUCUGGAUAGCCUUGAUCUGGAUUUGAAGAAAAACUGGUCAAGCACUAGGACCCUGUCACAUGAAAAACGAGAAUGCACCUCCUGGGCACCUGACCUUCAGUUGCUGUCUGCUGAAAGAAACCAUUUAAAACAUCUACCGAAGGGACUGAACUGUCUGAAGUCCCUGCAGAUCCUUCAGCUGUCUUAUAAUCAGAUAUUUGAGAUAGGCCCCGCUGACCUGAACUUAACAAGUCUGAAAGAGCUCCAUCUCCAGCAUAACCACAUCAGAAACAUUCACUCACAUGCCUUCAUUGGACUUCAACAGCUACAGGUUCUGGAUUUGAGCUACAACCUGCUGGUCACCAUACCUGUCCCUGCCUACCGGUCUGUACGGAGCCUGAACGCUUUUGUCAACAUAUCCUUCAACCGAUGGAAGUGUGACUGCAACUUGAGAACCUUGAGAAGAUGGAUAGGUUUUGAUACUGAAGUGGGUGAUGCUUCCUGGUCAGUGGUGUGCAAUUCCCCGCCCCAUUAUUCUGGAAAAGACCUGCUAGAUCUAAAGGACUCAGAUCUCACAUGUCCUACACGUGAAUACAGCACAUUUGGUCACCGUCAUAAUAUGAUUGUGGAUGAAGGAACGCAGAUAUUAAUUUCCUGCAGCAAUGACAGUCAAGAGUUCAUGCAAGUUCAAUGGUGGACUCCACACGGCCAAGUCGCAGAUAACCAACCACAGCUUGUAAUUGAGGACAUCACACAACAACAGGAAGGACUUUAUAUAUGUGUUUCAGGUCUUCAAUGGGAGCACAUAUCAGUUUUUGAUAUAAAGGUCUACACAAAAGGCAGUGGCUCUAGACCACGUCGGGAAGCACCAACGGUCUUAGAUGGAAGUGUUGAGCGAGAGAAUACAAAUUUGCAGAGAACCCAGUCAGAAUUUGUCCUUGCCGUCUGCCUCUCUGUCAUCAUCACGUUUAUUGUGGCUUUUAUCCUUGGAGUUCUUUUGAGACCACUGUUUGACAAAUUAUACAUGAGAAUACGAUCAAAGAAACACUCCAGUCCAUCGCCAACAACCUCUGGAGCUUUAUCCACUGGUCCUCAGCCAUGUGUAAAUGAAGGAUAUUAUGAGUCCGAUGACCAAGAACGAGUUGUCAGAAUGGGAUCAAGAGUUACAUUUGGUGAUAUCACAGAAGUGGGAGAUCGAGACAGUAAUAUGCCUUACUAUGUCACUGUAGAGGAUGUGCACUCAGAUGGCUCCUCUGAGAGCAACACAGAAGUUGAGCCUGUAUAUGCAAAUACACAGAAAUAUAAGUCAUCUGAAUGGAGACAGCAGGCUCUUGAGGUGGAUCAUCACAGAGGAAGGGCAAACAGCAACAGCAGCAGCACCACACAGGAGGGUGAAGUGAAUGUUUUGGUAACCAACAAUAAGGCACCCAGCUCAACCACAGCCCUGGAAUUUGAGCCGAUUCCAGAUGCGACAACUAGCAACCAACAACCAAUUCCAGAUGCAGAUGACGUUACUCAACCAAGAAGAACCAGUACCUCAUCAUCUUCGUCAUCAUCAUCAUCUCACUCAAUGCAAACUCUGGAUAAAAGCAUUUCUAGUCAAGUUAGGGAAUCCACUGAACAAAGUGUUGACCCUACAUCUGAAAAUAAUGCAACAGCAAAAGAUAAAGUUCCAGGAUUUACUACAACACCAUUUACGGAAUGGCCAACCAGUUUGACAGAACAAAGUGUUGAUGGUUUUGAUGCAGAGUUCUGGAAUGACAGUGGAGAAAGCUUUUCUUUCAACGAAGACUCUGAAAGAUCAAGUGUUCGAGAUCUCUCUGCUUCUGCUUUAGGGCACCCAGUAACUGAUGAUGACACGUGGAGGCAAGGCAAUACAGAAUCACCCGCUAACAAAUUAAACUUUAAUUCACACGUAGUUGGGGUUAACAAACCAUUUGGUAAAGAAGUUUCUGUUGAUGACCUCCCUGACACAUUAAGCUCCUCUAGUUCAAGUGAAAGCGGUGAUAGUGAUGGACCAAACAGUUAUACGGUAAACCCAGCGUUAGAAGAGGAAUCAGAGAUCCUAAAGGAGUCAUACAAGAAAACUGAUUCAGAAAGAUUCAGUACUCCUGAAGAUGGUUCUGGUAUUCUUAACAGACAAGAGACAAUCACCUUAGACCCAUCAGACAUACAUUUGACUUUUACUCGUGAAGAAAGUGUUGAUGAGGUAAUGCUUACUGAUGACUCCCAGAGGAAGAAUGAAGAUGCAUUUGGUAGCUGGAUAGAUGUGUCUCUUGGUACAGUGCCAAAGAUUAAGCGAUAUGUUCAGUUUACACAGUCUAAACUUUAUCCCUCAGCUCAGCCAUCACUGACUCCACCCUCAACAAAAAGCAAUGUCACACCUGAGAUAGAGGUUAAAUCAGAAGCUAAAGUUGACACGUCACCUGAAGAAGCCAGUUGCUUAACACAAACAAAGGUUUCUAUUGAAGGAAUUUCAAAAGUUAAAAGAUAUAUUCAUUUUAAGCAGUCUGAACCUCAUUUUCCAACUCUGCCAACAUCACCCACCUCAGUCAAUAAAGAUGGAUCUAGCACAUCAUCUGAAAAUGAAGAUAACCUGAUAUCCGAGGGGAACAUAUUGUUCAGGAAAACAGGUGUGUCUUCUGAUGAAGUUCCAAAAGUGAAAAGAUACAUUGCAUUUAAGCAAAUUGAACCUUCUUCCCAAACGCUGUCAGUAUUUAGUCCUUCGACUGAAAUUGAGGCCACAACAUCCUCACCUUCCUUAACCAACAAAGAUAUAUCAGGAAAAAUAUAUUUGACUGAUCACAAUAAACAACUCUAUUCAUCAAACCUCAGUCCUGAGGGACUUCCACUAUACCAUGUGCAUCCUAGCUAUAGGACAAAACAAAACAGACCGAACAGAGACUAUGAUACUGAUAGAUCAAGUAGUGAGAGUUCCAGUGAAGAUGAAGAUCAAUUAACAGUGUACCCAAGAAAACUGGAGAUUAAAACAGAACCUGAGAUUAAUAGAGGGACCAUCACAUCAGACAAAGUCCUCAACAUUGACUUUGAUAACUCCUCCAGCAGCACAGAUGUAUUUGAGAAGAAACACAGCAAAGGCCUAACAAGACUAAAAGUGUUAGGUACUCGAUUGUUUAGCAAACGUGAAAAUGAAACAGAUGAGAAAAGUGUUCAAUCAGUCCACGGUGGGUCAACAUCUAGUAGAAGACCUGGAGUAGUUCUUGAUCUGGCUUAUAAAACUCACUCAAAAUUAACUGAGACUGAGGAAAUCGUCCAAGAACCCAACAAUGAGGACAGUUUCUUUGGCCAUAUUGGACUGUCUUUUGAUCAAUUGAAAAGACCUAAAAAAUCACUUUUGUUUACUAUCUCUGAUCCUCAAUUACCAGAUCAAUUAUCAUCCAUUCCCUUGGAUAACAAAGGAAACAAACAUGACAAAAAGGAAGACUUUGAAUCCAGAAGAUCUAGCCUUAGUUCUUCAUCUGAUGAAGGCAGUAUCAGUCCAAAGCAUGAAAAGGACAUCUUGGGACAGCGUUUAUCCCUUGAUCAACCACCAAAAGUGAAGCGAUACCUUCAGUUUUCUUAUUCUGAUCCUCAUUCUCAAGCCCAAUUGCCAUUUCCUCCUCCAACAAAUAGAGUUGUCACACCUGACUUGAUAGCAAAAGCUGAGUCAAAGAGAUCCAGUUCCUCAUCUGCGGACGAUGUCAAACAACCCACUGAAGGUGAAAACUUUUAUGGACUACCAAAAGUAAAAAGAUACAUUGCAUUCUCACACACUGAACCUUAUUCCACAACACAGCAGUUGAACAACCAAAGCAUCUCCCCAAACAAAGUGGCACCAACUCAGUCAAGAAAGUCAAGUUCAUCAUCCGAAGAUGAUAUCAAAUCUUCAUCUGAAGAGGAUAAUUUCACUGAGACAAUAAUUGUAUCUGCCUCUCAAUCAUCAACAAAGAGCAAUGUCACAUCUAAGAUAGAUGUGAAAUCAGAAGCUAAAGUUGACACAUCCCCCGAAGAAGCCAGUUACUUAACACAAACAAAGGUUUCUGUGGAAGGAAUUCCAAAAGUAAAAAGAUAUAUUCAUUUUAAGCAGUCUGAACCUCAUUAUCCAACUCUACCAACAUCACCUUCUUCAAUAAAUAAAGAUGUAAGAGUGGAAGCAAAAAGAUUUAGCACAUUAUCUGAAGAUAAACUGACAACUGAGAAAGAUGACUUCAGUAAAAUAAAUGUAUCUUUAGAUGGGGUUUCCAAAGUAAAAAGAUACAUUAAAUUCAAGCAGCUUGAACCUACCUCACCAAUUCUGUCAGUGCCAAGUCCUUCAACAAAAAUUGAACCCACAACUGGAGCAGAAAUAAAAUCGAUGCAGUCCAGCAGUUCAUCUGAAGAUGAGGACAGUCCUACAGCAAAGGAAAAUGAAUUCUUUGGAAAAACAGGUGUGUCUUUAGUUAGACUACCAGAAGUAAAGAGAUAUAUUGAAUUUAAACAAGCUGUGUCUCAUCCCUCGGUUGUAUCACCUACCACUUCUUUAAAUACACCACAUGUAACACUUGCAGACAAAACAAAUUUAGAAUCAAGAAAACUCAGCACUUCAUCUGAGGAUGACACUAUAGUUACUGCUGAAAAAGACAAUUUCUUAGGGCAAACUGAAGGAUCUUUUGAUGGAAUACCAAAAGUUAAGAGAUAUAUUAAUUUUACACAGCGUGAAAGUCAGUCCUCUGUUCAAUCAACAACUUCCCAAAGGGUCAGCAAACCUGUGGUAGUUCAAGAAACAAGGAAAUCAAGCACUUCAUAUGGGGAUGAUAUUAAACUAUCUACUAAAGAUGAUAUGAUUGGAAAGACAGACGAAUCCUUUGUAAAACUCCCAAAAGUACAGAGAUACAUUAAAUUCACACAAUAUAAAGAUUUCCUUGGUCCAUUACCAUUUCCUGUAAAAUCUGUAAAUGUAACAGAAACUGAACCCAGCAUAUUAGCUAAGGAUGCUGUACCAUUAGCCACCAGUAAGAACAAAACUGAAUCAAGGACGUCAAGCACUUCAUCAGAGGAUGAUGUCAGCAUAACUGCUGAAGAAGACCAUUUUGAGGGGCAAACAGGACCAUCUCUUCAGACAAUACCAAAGGUUAAGAGAUAUAUCCAUUUUACACAGUCAGAACCACAUUCCCCUGCUCAACCAACAACUGCUCAAAGUGUAGUGCAAGAAACAAGGAGGUCAAGCACUUCAUCUGGUGAAAAUGUCAUAAUAACUGCUAAGGAAGCGAAUUUUAAGGGGCAAACAGGACCAUCUAUUCACACAAUACCAAAAGUUAAGAGAUAUAUUCAUUUUACACAACCAGAACAACAUUUCCCUGUUCAGCCAACAACUGCUCAAAGUGUAGUGCAAGAAACAAGGGGGUCAAGCACUUCAUCUGAUAAAGAUGUUAAAACAAAUGAUGAUAAUUUCUAUCUACAAACAGGUUCCUCUUUUGAUCAGCUGCCAAAGGUAAAAAGAUACAUCGAGUUCAAACAACACAAGUCCCCCUUCCCUGUAAACCCCUUAGCUAUGGAGGAUAUUACACUUAAUACACAACUAAACAGGUUAUCUAUGACAUCAAUAAAAACAUAUCCCACACCUAAAGCAAAGGCAGACAUACAAACAGGAUGGUCCAGUUCAUCAUCUGAGGCAUCACCUCCCGGCUCAAUAAAGAAAAGAUCUCCUAUAGUAAUACAGUCUCAAACUUUGAGGUCUGAAUUUCAUUACAAAGACAUUAUGACAAGAGACUCUGUAGAUGGUUAUGUGCAACAGACUGGGCUGAAACCAGAAUUGAAAAAUGAUCCACCAGCAGUUCCACCAAUACCUCCACCUUCACUAGAACUAGAAGAUGCCAGAGAGUAUCUGAGAGACAAUUCUGAAGUUCGUCAAAGGCAAGAGCGGAGACGAUUACUUCAGCAAAGAAGGGUGAUGGAUGAGUUCAGCGCAACCACGCUGUCCCCUAUCACACAGGAGGGAAACAAGCAGGACAGUGGCUCACUGGUGAAUUACGGAGGAGCAACAAUGACAAAAACUGUCACUACCAGACGCAACGAGGGAGCUGAAGCCCCGACUUUGCAGGGCCUUAAAACAAAGAAUAUCUCAGCACUCAGAUCCAAGUCACCACUACAUUCUGAAAAUACUAAAUAUAAAGAAUUUUUAAUUUAGAUCAAGAGGAGGCUUUGACUUGCCAGAUUGAUAUAUAAAUUUAUCCUUUAAAGGGGCCAUGGCAUGAAAAUCUGACUUUUCCAUGUUUAAAUGCUAAAAUUGGGUUCCCAGUGCUUAUCAACCUAGAAGAUGUGAAAAAGAUCAACCCAGUUUUGGUAAACCAUUUCUGCAAGCACGUGAAAAAUUAGGCAAUUGAAAUUUGCCUCUCCUUAUUUGCCAUCAGUGUUUGAAUUUUAUCAGCUCAUUUGCAUUUUAAAGGACACACCCAAAACCACAUUUUUGCUCACACCUACAAAGUAUCAAUUUUAAAGGGGCAAUAAGUAAGAUUUACCGCCGUCUAGUGGUGGAAUUGUAUUUUGCAUUCAAACGAACAUUGCUCUCUAGCACCUCCCCUUUCCAAAUGCGUGUUGCAACUACGGUAGCCGUUAUGUAAUUGCUGAUCUCCUUGUCCGUUGCAGCUGGUUCACGUGUUCUGAAUGAAAACGAGUUGUGAAAACGCGUUAUUAAGCUAGUGCUUUUUGUCCCUCUCUGCUAUUAUAGUUUAUCAAUACAGCGGAACAAUAUGGAUGCCUCCUUGGACUUACCCGUUCAAUGUAAGUAAAGAGAAGAAAUUCUAAGCUAUAAAGAAAAGUCAGAUCACUGGCAGAGGUCAUUUGACACCAACAAGGACAUAUUUAUGAAUAAAGACAUUGAUUUUGAUUAAUAAAACACUUAAAAUCCUACUAACAGUCCCUUUAACAUGUUAUAAUAAAUGAUCUGUGGGGUAUUUUGAGCUAAAACUUCACAUAUGUACUUUUGAGACACCAAAGAUUUAUUUUACAUCUUAAAAAAGUCUUGUGACAUGGCACCUUUAAAAUGUAUGCUUUGUAUCACUCUAGUAUGCUCUUUUUAUCAACAUAGUAUUGUAAAUACAACUGAUGUAAUAUAUGUUAUUUUAUCUAUUUACCUAAGCUUUCAACAUUUCAUAUUUUUCGUAUUCUGUAUUAAAUAUAAAAACAAAGUAUAAAUUUA